Messenger RNA from Exophiala bonariae, 1152 nucleotides. RefSeq names its product NAD-dependent isocitrate dehydrogenase (gene IDH2). The record is from RefSeq and is a predicted model, not a curated record. NCBI's taxonomy places the organism in Eukaryota, Fungi, Ascomycota, Eurotiomycetes, Chaetothyriales, Herpotrichiellaceae. Gene Ontology annotation, molecular function: magnesium ion binding; NAD binding; isocitrate dehydrogenase (NAD+) activity. Gene Ontology annotation, biological process: isocitrate metabolic process; tricarboxylic acid cycle. Gene Ontology annotation, cellular component: mitochondrion. The transcript is spliced from 2 exons. The coding region runs from base 1 to 1152 and encodes 383 amino acids.
AUGAUUGCAUCUCGAGCUUUUUCCUCUCCAGCUCGCCAAUGCUUGCGAACGGCCUAUCAACAACCUAUCUGGACUCCAGCAUUCUCGCAGGUUCAAUCAAGAGGUUAUGCCGCCCAGGUCGCCAAAUUUAAGGGUCAGAAGAACUCAGAUGGGAACUACAUGGUUUCGUUAAUAGAAGGAGAUGGUAUUGGUCCUGAGAUUUCUCAGUCAGUCAAAGACAUCUACUCAGCUGCAAAGGUCCCCAUCACCUGGGAAUCUGUCGACGUCACCCCCCGCCUGAAGGAUGGUCGAACUGUCAUUCCAGACGAGUCCAUUGAGUCUAUCAAGAGGAAUUACGUCGCCCUAAAAGGUCCCCUAGCAACACCCAUCGGCAAAGGGCACGUCUCCCUCAACCUCACACUACGUCGAACCUUUAACCUCUUUGCAAACGUCCGUCCCUGCCGAAGUAUUGAAGGCUACAAGACACCCUACGACAACGUCGAUACUGUUCUGAUCCGAGAAAACACAGAAGGAGAAUACAGUGGUAUCGAGCAUGUGGUGGUGGACGGUGUAGUGCAGUCGAUCAAGCUCAUUACACGACAAGCUUCAGAGCGAGUCCUCAGAUACGCCUUCCAAUAUGCCAGAGAUAUCAACAAGAAGAAGGUUAGAGUGGUACACAAGGCCACUAUCAUGAAGAUGUCCGAUGGUUUGUUUUUGAGCACGGCACGAAACGUCGCAAAAGACUUCCCCGAUAUCGAAUUCGAUGCUGAGCUACUCGACAACGCCUGCCUAAAGAUCACCACCAACCCGGGCCCAUAUGCCGACAAAGUGCUUGUCAUGCCCAACUUGUACGGUGACAUUCUCUCAGAUAUGUGCGCAGGCUUGAUUGGCGGUCUUGGUCUCACACCCUCUGGCAAUAUUGGCGACGAGUGCUCCAUCUUCGAAGCUGUACACGGUUCUGCUCCAGACAUCGCAGGCAAGGCCCUCGCCAAUCCCACCGCGUUGCUUCUCAGCAGUAUUAUGAUGUUAAGACACAUGGGUUUGACUUCACACGCCGAGCAGAUCGAGAAGGCCAUCUUCGCCACUCUCGCUGAAGGAAAGGCUCUGACUGGUGAUCUGGGUGGAAAGGCCAAAACUCACGAAUAUGCCGCCGCUAUUAUCUCGCACCUGUAA